UAUUUUGUGUGAUUGCUUUUUUAAAAAUUUAUUUUGGAUUAUUUUUGGCUUGGUUUGCCUUUACUUUCGGCAUCAAAAAUUGCAAAACAUGCUCGUCUCGUUGAUAACGUGGUUAAAUAUAGUCAUCUGUCUAUUACAAUUGGGGCCAGUCUCUGCGGGCUCGAUGCACUUCAAGAUUGUGGGCGGCACCGCUACCGACAUAGCCAAGACACCAUAUCAGGUCUCGCUGCGUUUGAAGAAGAUUGACAGGAGACAAUUCGGGCGUGGUCACAUAUGCGGAGGCACGGUCAUUAGCCAGCGCCUGAUUGCCACGGCGGCACAUUGUCUCUUCGACGGAAGAAGGAGAUCGAUGCGCUCGGCCAGAGAUUUUGUGGUGGUCAUGGGCAACAGCUAUCUACAGUCAAGAAGUGGAGCAAUGCUGCAGUAUAACGUGCAGAAGCUGAUAGCCCAUCCCCAAUACAAUCCGUCUGACUUACAGAACGAUAUUGCACUGCUAUUCAUUAACGGCUAUAUACCCUGGAGAUCGAGCGCUCGGGCUCUGCCACUUGCCAAAGAAGCCGCCGAAGUGGGUACACCUUGCCUGAUCUCCGGCUGGGGUAGUACAUACUCUGGCGGCUCCACUUCGCCAACUCUGCAAUCGGCAACGGUGCCGGUGAUCAGCCAAAGGGAUUGCAGUCGCAAAUAUGGCUAUAUAUCGACUGCCCAGAUAUGCGCCGGCUAUAUGAGCGGGGGCAUCGAUUCCUGCCAGGGCGACUCCGGGGGUCCGCUGCAGUGCUACAAUACGCUCGUGGGCAUCGUCUCCUUUGGCAGAUUUUGUGCUGCCCAAGAUUCGCCCGGCGUCUAUACGAGCGUUGCAUACUAUAUCGACUGGAUAAAGAGGACGAAUCGCUCGCUCGACUAUUCGUACUACAGCGACAAAGCGGCAAUUGUCGUUGGCCCAAAGCUGACUGUCUUGGCCAUCUUUGUGGCGGCCAGUUACUGAAUGCGUCUGCAAGACUGACUAAUAUUCAAAAAGAAAUUAAUAAAUAUUAUUUCUUUUAUAGGUA
Molecule: messenger RNA, 1046 nt
Organism: Drosophila montana
Lineage: Eukaryota; Metazoa; Arthropoda; Insecta; Diptera; Drosophilidae
Product: trypsin-like
Exons: 4
Coding region: 89-982 (297 amino acids)
Biological process (GO): proteolysis
Molecular function (GO): serine-type endopeptidase activity
Source: RefSeq, a predicted model, not a curated record